This is a messenger RNA of Oncorhynchus masou masou (cherry salmon), 1514 nucleotides long. RefSeq names its product CDK5 regulatory subunit associated protein 1-like 1 (gene cdkal1). Gene Ontology annotation, biological process: tRNA methylthiolation. Gene Ontology annotation, molecular function: 4 iron, 4 sulfur cluster binding; tRNA (N(6)-L-threonylcarbamoyladenosine(37)-C(2))-methylthiotransferase activity. The transcript has 13 exons. The record is from RefSeq and is a predicted model, not a curated record. Lineage: Eukaryota; Metazoa; Chordata; Actinopteri; Salmoniformes; Salmonidae. Bases 192 to 1514 code for a protein of 440 amino acids. Gene Ontology annotation, cellular component: endoplasmic reticulum.
GACAUGUAUUUCUAUUGUUAGAGCGGCGAAUCGACUCUCUUGUCAAUAUAAUAGACAAUCUUUGUGUCAGAGCUGAUCAUAACAACCUUCCAGCUAGCAGCUUUGAGUUUGUCUUCCAUUUGAGAGUGAACAUUUAUUAGUGCCGUGUUAACGACUGAAGUAAUAACCAGACAUAAACACAGAUCGUCAUUAUGCCUUCUGCUUGUGACUCCCCGAUCGAUGACAUUGAGGACAUGGUGUCAGCUGACGACCCGACUCCACAUGAGAGGCAGUAUGCCAGGAAGAGCAUCGUCCCCAGAGCCAGGAAGAGAAACACCCAGCAGACGACAGAGGUGCUGCAAGCCGACAGCGUGAUCCCGGGCAUGCAGAAGAUCUGGAUGAGGACGUGGGGCUGCUCCCACAACAACUCAGAUGGAGAAUACAUGGCUGGACAGCUGGCAGCGAGCGGAUACAAGAUGACAGAGGACCCCGCGGAGGCUGAUCUGUGGCUGCUCAACAGCUGCACGGUGAAAAACCCGGCCGAAGAUCACUUCAGAAACGCCAUCAAGAAGGCCCAGGAGCAGGAUAAGAAGGUGGUGGUCGCUGGAUGUGUUCCCCAGGCCCAGCCCAGGAUGGACUACCUUAAAGGACUCAGCAUCAUCGGGGUUCAGCAGAUUGACCGUGUGGUGGAGGUGGUGGACGAGGCUGUUAAAGGUCACUCGGUGCGUCUGCUGGGUCAGAAGAAGGACAACGGGAAGCGUCUCGGCGGAGCCAGACUGGAUCUGCCCAAGAUUAGAAAGAACCCUCUGAUAGAGAUCAUUUCAAUCAAUACAGGUUGUCUGAAUGCCUGUACCUACUGUAAAACCAAGCAUGCCAGAGGAGACCUGGCCAGCUACCCUGUGGAGGAACUCGUGGAGAGAGCCAGACAGUCCUUCCAAGAGGGUGUGUGUGAGAUCUGGCUGACCAGUGAGGACACCGGGGCUUAUGGGAAGGAUAUUGGGACAGACCUGCCCACUCUGCUAUGGAGACUAGUGGAAGAAAUUCCAGAAGGAGCCAUGCUGAGACUGGGCAUGACCAACCCUCCGUACAUCCUGGAGCACCUAGAGGAGAUGUCUACGAUCCUGAACCAUCCUCGUGUGUAUGCCUUUCUCCAUGUCCCGGUGCAGUCUGCCUCCGACAGCGUCCUGAUGGACAUGAAGAGGGAGUACUGUGCUGAUGACUUCAGGCGCGUCGCUGACUUCCUCAAAGACAAGGUUCCUGGUAUCACCAUCGCAACGGACAUCAUCUGUGGUUUCCCAGGGGAGACGGAUGCUGACUUCCAGGAGACAUGUGACCUGGUGAAGGAGUAUCGCUUCCCCAGCCUCUUCAUCAACCAGUUCUACCCCCGGCCUGGCACCCCCGCCGCCAAGAUGGACCAGGUCCCCGCCCAAGUGAAAAAACAACGGACCAAAGAGCUGUCGACCCUGUUCCACUCCUAUAACCCCUACCACCACAAGCAGCUACUCUUCCUGGGGUUUAUUAUGGAUCCCCAUUAG